UUCAGAGAACUCAGGCGAAACUUCUCAUCCACCAAGCUUCUUCCUGCAUUGCAGUCAUGUCUCUUCUUACCAUGGGCCAAGAACACAGAGGAACUAGGGCAAACAUUGCCUCAUUCGAUCCCAAGAAAUUUCGUCAACGUUCACACCCAAUGCCUUAUCCAGACCCAUGGUGCGUACCUUACAUAGAGCGUGCGGGUUUUGGUCAUGUUAUGCAUGUCGUAAAUGCCACCAUUGAUGCCAAAUUCAUUUUGGCUCUGUGUGAACGUUGGAGACCUGAGACACACACUUUUCACCUACCAACUGGUGAAUGUACCGUCACAUUAGAGGAUGUGUACAUGCUUUUAGGUCUUAGAAUAGAUGGUAAGCCUGUGACCGGAAAUGUUCAACAGCCUAACCAAAUAUGUGUUCAAAUGUUGGGGGUAGAUCUGGUCGAGGGUGAGGGGUCUGCCAAAGCAAGGGGUCAGGGUAUUAAAUUAUCUAGCCUACAAUUGUACCACGACUCCAUAACUUUGACUGAGGAAUCCUCCGAACAAGAAAAAGUCAUAAAAACCCGGUUUACAUUAUGCUAUUGUUUGGGAACUUGCUAUUUCCCGAAGGGACAGGAAAUAGCAUAAACUUUAUGUACUUGAGUUUGCUCGGGGACAUUGAUAGAAU
This is a messenger RNA of Lathyrus oleraceus (garden pea), 654 nucleotides long. Its product is annotated as protein MAINTENANCE OF MERISTEMS-like. The coding region runs from base 57 to 614 and encodes 185 amino acids. Gene Ontology annotation, biological process: meristem maintenance; meristem development. The transcript is spliced from 2 exons. The record is from RefSeq and is a predicted model, not a curated record. Lineage: Eukaryota; Viridiplantae; Streptophyta; Magnoliopsida; Fabales; Fabaceae.